Mauremys reevesii (Reeves's turtle) is the source of this 3673-nucleotide messenger RNA. It is a transcript of the gene TSPAN4, whose product is annotated as tetraspanin 4. The record is from RefSeq and is a predicted model, not a curated record. Gene Ontology annotation, cellular component: membrane. The transcript has 12 exons. The coding region runs from base 2702 to 3418 and encodes 238 amino acids. Lineage: Eukaryota; Metazoa; Chordata; Testudines; Geoemydidae.
GGGGAAGCAGCUUGUCCUAGCUCUUUCUGGCUGGUAGACAAGCAGAAAGGGAUUGUAUGUAUUGUGGUGAAAAGGUGGUGGGAACACUACCUGUAAAAUAAAGCACCAGGUGAGCACUGCAACAAGGACUCUGAGUGACUUUCUCAGCCCAGUGCGGGCAGGAGGCAGGUGGGCCCAUCAGGGAACCUGCUACAUGUGGGGGCUUGUCCGGGAUCUGUGCCAGAGCAAGAGUUUGGCUGCCCGAGAUGGAGGAGACCUUGCAUUGGCUAAUCAAGCAGCAAGAAGAGCUGCAGAAAGCAGUACAGACCUUUCAGCAGUCCCAGCAGGUGGAGAGGCAGGCCCUGCUCAGCCGGCAAGCUGAACAGCAGAGGAGCCUGCAAGACUCCAUUUGGGAGCAGACCACCAUUCAGCAACAGCUCCUCCAGAAGGCGAUGAGUCCCCCGGGAGGGGAUGGCGUGCGGGCACUGGGCUUAGGACUAUAUAAAAUGGGCCCGGCAGAUGACCCUGAUGCCUUCCUAGGCAUGUUUGAGCGGGUAGCCAUGGGAGCAGGAUGGGACAGGACAACCUGGGCCCUGCAGGUAGCUCCCUUCCUGGCCUCCCUGAGAGGACAAGGGUAUGGGUGAGACUGCACCAACUGGGCACAGUGGAGGCUGCGGUAAAGCUGACAGAGGAGUAUGUGGAGGCAGACUCCCUCAGGAAGGAGGGGCACCCCACAAGGAAGAGGACCGUCGGAGGAAAAUCCCAGGAAACGCUGACCGGAAAGGGUCUGGAGAAAAAGCGGGAGACCACUGGGGGAGGUACCACUGGGACCAGGCAACUCAUCUGCUGGCAGUACAGGGGAGUAGGACAUAAAAAGCAGGACUGCCCAGAUAUGGACUGUGGCUUUGUGGAAUUUUGUGGGUGGACCAACUCUGGAGGGUGGAGGAAGGGGCGAAAACUGUCCACCAUUCCGGUUAAGGUGGGGAGGAAACCCCAGCGGAGUCUGGUGGACUUAGCCUCAGCCUGCCCUCUAGUAAGGAGGGGGCUGGUGAAGCCGCAGGGGAUAAUUCCUGGGGCCAAAAUCUGGGAUGCAUCCAUGGGGAUAAGAGGCAGUGCCCAAUGGCCCACGUACCUCUUGAGGUUGGAGGCCAGUUCUAUUGGAAAUGGGUCAGGGUGGUAGAGACCAUGCCAUACCCUGUGGUGAUGGGACCCCUGGCCCAGAGGGAAGGGAGAUUGGGUGAGGAAAGAGAGAGACCGGUUGAGGUCUCUCAGCUAAAGAAUCCUAGACAACAGAGCCCGAGUCAGGAAGGACAGGAGAUGGAAAAGGUUGAAAGCCUUAGACAACAGAGCCCGAGUCAGGGAGAAUGGGACAAGGAAAAGGAGAAUGAAGAUAGGGAGGGAAUAUCCACCCCAGGACUCUCAGCAGAGUCAGUGGGCCCAACAGAACGCUGUAGGCAGACCCCUAGGAGACGAGGCCCGAAUACUGCUUCAGGGGUCUUGGGAAUCAGAGGUCCUGGGUGCCCAGGAGGAAGCCAGGGCCAAUCCUGAAUCCCUGCCAGAGGUGAAGGAGCGCACUGAGGGGUGUGACUGGUGUGAUGACCUCUGGGCGGAAGCAGUGCUAUGGGAUGGCUGACCCCCAACGCAAUGUACUUUCUGCAGAUGGGGGAUGGCUGAACCUUGCAAGGAAGCCCCAGUAGGUCACUCAAAAGAUGAAGACCUCCCUACUAGGGACCCACCUGUUAGAAAGGGGAAGAAGGGACCUGGACAAUCAAACUGAGUGGUUUGGAAAAAGGAGGGAGGUGUGUGACAGGGUGCUAAGCAGAAAGCUGCUUAGCCAACUCCCUGUCACUCCAGCUCCAAUUAAGGGAGGUGAAUUGGAGCUGAGUAGAUCACCUGGCCCUGAUUGGAGAAGCUGGAACAGCUGCUGCCUCAUUAGGCUGGGGCUGGAUAAAAGCCCCAGGGGAAGGAAGCCAGGGGAGGAGCUGGGAAGAGGGGAAGCUGCACUAAGGGAGAAGUAGCUUGUCCGGUUGCUCUCUGGCUGGUAGACAAGUAGAAAGGGAUUGUAUGUAUUGUGGUGAAAAGGUGGUGGGAACACUACUUGUAAAAUAAAGCACCAGUGGCCAUUAUUGCUGUGGGAGAUCAAAGCUGCAUCCUGGUCCAUCUUGUGUGUCAUCAGCAAAACUGCCAGCCACGUGUCUGUUUCCUGAGACCUUGCAGGCCACCUCAUUCUUCGGAAUCUCGUAGGCUGGUGUGAGCUCACGUCCCUGUGAAAGGUUUUCCUGGGAAACAUCAUAAGACCUAAACAAGCAACAGAAGUGAAAUUUCUCAUAGACAAAGGAGAAGCUGAUGCCUCAAGCCAGGUGUCAUUGAAGUUGAUGGGCAAUCACCUGUCAAAUGGCUAUUCUUCAGCAAGAAACGGGCAGAAACAAACAGAUCUGCAUCUUAGCAAACAACAGCAUGGAACCUCUUUCACCAGUGGACUCCUUGUCUCCGUCCUCACAAUGAACUUUACUUAGGGGUAAUCCUCAGGAAAAUGCAUUUGAAAGGGUGACUGAAUGAUAAAAGUGAAGGGCAAAACACUUCAAGUUACCUCUUCCUAUCCAUCUCUCUCUCUUUCACCAAAGAAGACAGAAAGAAACAGCGGUUGGAUUUGGGAGCACAUCUUGGCCUGAGAGUUUGGUCAGCAGUGUUACUGGGAACAUGUGAGCUGAAGAGGUGCAGCAUGGCUCACAACUGCCUGCAGUGCAUCAAGUACCUAAUGUUUGUCUUCAACCUUCUCUUCUGGCUGGGAGGCUGCGGGAUCCUUGGAGUUGGCAUCUGGCUGGCUGUUACCCAAGGGAACUUUGCUACCCUCUCUUCUUCUUUCCCAUCCCUGUCGGCUGCCAACCUGCUGAUUGUCACAGGGACUUUUGUCAUGAUCAUCGGCUUCGUCGGCUGUAUAGGUGCCAUCAAAGAAAACAAGGGCCUCCUGCUGAGUUUUUUUAUCAUGCUGUUAAUUAUAUUCCUGCUGGAGCUCACCAUCGUGAUUCUGUUCUUCGUCUACACCGACAAGAUUGAUAAGUAUGCUCAGCAGGAUCUGAAAAAAGGGCUUCAUUUGUAUGGGACAGAUGGAAAUAUUGGCCUAACUAAUGCAUGGAGCAUCAUUCAAACAGAUUUCAGAUGCUGUGGAGUCUCAAACUACACCGACUGGUUUGAAGUGUACAAUACUACACGGGUGCCAGACUCGUGCUGCUUGGAAUUCAGUGAGAAUUGUGGACUCCACUCCCCGGGGACCUGGUGGAAAGCUCCGUGUUAUGAGACAGUGAAAAUAUGGCUCCAGGAAAACCUGCUAGCAGUGGGGAUCUUUGCCCUGUGCACAGCUUUGGUUCAGAUUCUUGGACUGACCUUCGCAAUGACCAUGUAUUGCCAGGUAGUCAAGGCAGACACUUACUGUGCAUAGAAACCAUCUCAAGCCGCUAUGUUUCUCCUCAAAAGGACAUAGGAGAAAGCUCCUUCAUGUUCAUUCAUCUGAUCUUUUUUCUAUGUAAGAUAAACUGUGUAUAAUCCUAUAUCUCUGAAGAUUUUGUAAAUCACCCUAGUUUAUUGAGGGAGGAAAAAAGGGAUGGAAAAAAAAAAGCCAAGAGAAGAUCAGUACUUGGAUUGGCAUAGGCAGGAGGAAGAAGCAGUGUCUUUAAAAAAAAAAAAAAAAAAAAAA